UUCGCCAAUCUCUAAUUAUUUUGUGAAUUUAGGUACCUAUAUUCGUUUCGAUUUUUCCUAUAGGUAUGCUCUAAACGAUUAUUGACUUAAGAAAUUAGUGAAGUCUGGUCAAGAUUAUUUGACCACCGACCCUUUCUCAGUGGUGAAAUAAAAUUCAUGUUAAGAGAAUUUGAGGAAAAACGAGGUGAUAGAGAAGUUGAAAACUUGUUUGCAAUCGUAGAAAACUUAACGGAAAUCAAAGACACACAAGUAGAAAGAAUAUCAAAGAAUUCAAUUGCAGCACUACCUGUGUUAGCAGAAAAAUUGGAGCAGGCAUUAAAACUUUCCGACCAAAUUGAAAAAGAUUACCUGGAACUACAAAAGAUUAAUAAAGAAAAGAAAGCUAAGAACUUUGAGAAAAGACAGAAGGAAUGGGAUCAGUUUAUUGAUGAUAUGAACUUCAAGUGCCAAAGAAUUGAUAAUACAUUUGAAGAAAAAGAAGAGGAACUUAGAGACUUGUAUGCUGACCUAAACCACAAGUUAAAUAUAACUAACAAAUAAACAUGGAUCUCCUAGGCUCACUCAU
Pararge aegeria (speckled wood butterfly) is the source of this 565-nucleotide messenger RNA. RefSeq names its product biogenesis of lysosome-related organelles complex 1 subunit 5 (gene Muted). Gene Ontology annotation, cellular component: transport vesicle; BLOC-1 complex. The record is from RefSeq and is a predicted model, not a curated record. NCBI's taxonomy places the organism in Eukaryota, Metazoa, Arthropoda, Insecta, Lepidoptera, Nymphalidae. The coding region runs from base 157 to 540 and encodes 127 amino acids. The transcript has 4 exons.